Molecule: messenger RNA, 689 nt
Organism: Fomitiporia mediterranea MF3/22
Lineage: Eukaryota; Fungi; Basidiomycota; Agaricomycetes; Hymenochaetales; Hymenochaetaceae
Exons: 1
Coding region: 265-633 (122 amino acids)
Source: RefSeq, a predicted model, not a curated record
CCUUCAAUAUUCACCGAUCGUGGCCUCGGGAAUAGCCGCCCUUGAAAAAUAGGCGAUGAUUAGGCUGAGAAGACAAUGGUUAACGAAGAUGGUUAGAUUAGUACUGAUGUGUCUUGAUGACGCUCAGACCCUAUAUCGUGAAGGCAUAUAAAGAGCGUGGCUCUCAAAGUCAACCGACUCAGCUCAAUCCCCCUACUCCCCACACAACAAGAGUUCCGAGGAACAACUCCCUCCCACAGCGCGUCAUUUACACAACAGAGCACAAUGGUACUCACUCGCACAAUGCGGAAGCAACUAGCAGCCACUCAGACCGCAAACACGGAGACGACAAUCAGUAAUGAGACGUUGUUAACACAUUCAAGGCGUUCGCAUAUUGCGCAAUCUGGAAGCGGCCCGCAACCAACGGCCGGAGAGGGCACCGCCGUCCAUAACAAUGCGGUUGAAGGCUCCGCCAACGUCCGCACCAAUGCCUUCAGCACCACCACGGGAAGCGUCGGUGCUUUUCAACCAUACACCGUUAUAGAGGACCAGUCCUCUAACACCCAAACUGCGCAAGCUGCGCAUGUCGUCGAAACGAAACGUAAAAGAAAUGGUAAGUCGUCUUCCUCAUUCCGAGUUGAGAUUCUUCAUUAAAAUAUUUAUUCCAGCCGAGGUCCUUGAUAGCCAGCCACAGGCAUCGGGAUCUUCCA